GAGUUUAUCCUGGUUCCACCCACCGGGACUUUCCUAGCUUCCUUCUGCACAGCGAGGGGGGAAAAAAAAAAAGCCAGACGGCGGCACACAGCAGGCACCUCCGGUAGCACGGGGAAAGCGGUGCUCUCUUUCCCUGAGCUAGGUUUCUAUUGUAGGCGGUGCAUUCCUUGGGAGGGAGGGUGUGUGUGUGCGGUGCCUUCCCACACUCAAGGCAGCUCUUAUUUAAUGGGGGUCUCCAUGCAGGGCAGAAGCCAGAAGAGAUUUUGCUGUUCCCUGCUCCCGUUCAGGGAACAGCAGCUCGCACGUCAGGCGUCGGCAUGGACCGUGUGGCCGAGAUAGCCCUGGAGGAAGAGGCUGCUAUGACCAACCAAGCCUCCAGGAUGCACCUCAAGGAGGAUUUGAGGAAAAUACGAUGCAGCGUGUUUCUGUGCCUGCUCUCCGUGCUGGUCCUCGCACUGCCCACAGCCUAUCUGCUGGCUGGAAACCUCCGAGCCCCCAGCACAUGCUCCAACCAGGUUGCAGACGAGAGGAGCGCUCUGUUUCUGAAGCAGCGGGCACUGGCUACCGGUAUGGAUAUGCUUUCCAGUGCAGAAAAGCCAAGGGCACACCUGACAGUGAAGAAACAAGACAUCGCCAGCACCGUGGGAAACCAGAUGCCGAUCCUCCAGUGGGAAGACAAGCGCGGCUUGGCCUUUACCAAGAACAACCUGAGUUAUUCCAGCAACACACUGGUGAUACCUGUGUCUGGGGACUACUAUGUCUAUGCUCAGGUCACUUUCCGAGGGCCCAUUGAAAGUUUCGAUAAAACUGUAAAUUCUGUUACUGAGAUCAUCACCAAAGUCACUGACAGUUACCCCGAGCCCACCCAGCUGCUGACUGGCACCAAGACCCUCAGUGAAAAAGGAAACAGCUGGUUCCAGCCUAUCUAUCUAGGCGCCGUGGUUUCCUUAGAAGCAGGGGACAAGCUAAUGGUCAAUGUCAGCGACAUCAAGCUGGUUGAUUAUACUAAGGAGCACAAAACUUUCUUCGGUGCUUUCUUACUGUAGGGCUCUGGCAGCAGCUGGCAGGGGCUUCCCUCCUGGGUCCCGGUGUCGCUCACUAAACCUUGACUCUGUGCGCACACCUUGGGGUGCUGCUCUGUGCUGUUAACCUUCUGCAUUGCCCCUCGUCCACAGCCCAGUGCCCUGUGCAUCCUUAAAUUAAGGGAUGGGGAAAGCCGAAGAUGCAGGCUCAGUUGAAACAACCCAAAAGCCCCAGAAAAAUUGAAGUUGGGGGUGGGGGGGAAGGAAAAUAUAUUUGCAGGUAAAAACUCAGAGCUCUUUGCAAUUUUGUAAAGUAGGGAGGAACAGUUUACACUUGUGGGGUAAGAAUAUUGAGUAGGAAUACUGAUCUUGAAUAAUACAGCUAAGCUACAUCAUUAGUUCCACCUCCAAUAAGCCAUUUCCUCACCUCAGAAAAGUACUUUAAACUUUCCCCAGCAUUUCCAGUAUAACUUUGCAUGACCUUUCUUCAGAUUCCCUGUACUAAAAGGUAAUUACUUCUCAUCAUUUCCUUAUGAAUAGAUUUGCUCAAUACUUUGCACUAGUAUAAAGCCUAGUUUAAUCAUUAACUGCUUAAUUAAUCUCUUCCAACUUCCCUGUAAAGUAGAUUAAAAUUAUACCUUGUAGUUUGCAGAAGCUACCUGAAUUUUUUUUCCAGGAAAUUGUUUGUAGUUCUUUAAACCACUGUACAGCCCCAAGCCUUUAUGUAGAAUUUCUAGGGAACGUGCAGAAACACUUUCUGUUUCAGCACAACAGUGUAUCUCCCUCCCAGAGCCUAACAUUAGGAAACAUAAAAAGCAAGGAGAGUGAGGCAUUUGGCACAAUUUUUCAAGCGGCCACUGAAAUUUUAAGAGGAAAUCUCUGUGAUAUUUUGCUUUCCAUUCAGUGGAAUGCAAAGUGAGUGCAAUUAAAUAAAUCACUUUCUUGGUGCCCCUUUGCAACCAUUGUCAAUGCUACUGCAGUCUCCUAAAGACAAAGGACUCCUCAGCCUUUCCUACAGUCAAAAGAUCCAAAGAUAAGAUCAUGGCAUGCCUCAGCCAGGCGCAGAACUCAUGAAUGCUUCACUUCCCAUCUUGCACUUCCUUACUUUCAUAGACUUUACAGUGUCUCAGGGAAAUUCCCCAGCCGGCCUUCUCUUCCCACAAUAAAUCAAUCACUGGCAAUGGCUCAAGUCACAUUCUAGUAGAUUCAAGCUUUACACUCCUAAGUGCUAAGAGGUCUCAAGCUCUCACACUUGAGCGCUUCCCAACCUGCCCAUCUGCACGAUCAGGCCAACGGCCAAGAUUCAUUCUCUGAGGCUCUUUGUUCCCUGCCUUGCCUCAUUGCACUUCCUCCACUCUCCAGUCUCUGGCCAGAAGCGAUAGCAAGCUUAACAUUUUCAUUCAGAGCCAUGGUGGUACCAAAAGCACACAUCAGAGAGGUACUGAGGCUUGGGAGGACAUAGGACUGGGGAUGGGGAGUUGUAGCUGAAGGGUUCAAAUAGAGAAAUUCUCCACAGGAUACAAACCCACAACGGAAGGCAGUGAGUGAAAUCGAGCUCCACUUGCAGUGAGGCCAGGCUGCUCUGUCCACAGCAUGUUCUUCCUAGCAGGAGACAAGAUAUUGCCAUAUUAACAAAAAGAUCUAUUUUGAGUGGACAAGAAAAAAGUCACUAGCACAGCUAGAGCAUACAGCAUAGAGAAAGCCCAAGGCAGACUGGAGAUGUGGGAGGCAAGGAGCAGAGGGAAGUGGGAGACCCAGGCAGCACUGAGAUCCCUACCUCUUCACAGCGGGGUACAAGCACCUUCGUGCUGACAACGUGACUGCUCCUCUUCAACCUAGCAGACCCGUUACAUAGUGAACCAUCUUGAAAAAGCAGGCUACCUGACCAUAAUUCCCUGCUCCUAAGUGCCUAGGUCCCAUAGUAGGUCUCGGUCAACCUUCGCUGUGUUACCUACACCAAGAUAGUACUAAACGUACCACAAAAGCUACGACAUUGCCAUCUUGCCCUGCACUUCCUUCCUCAGGGGGCAUAUUCCUUGCUUCCAGCUCCUCCGUUCAAGUCUAGUCCUUGAGUACAGGUUCACUGUACAACACUGCUGAGCUAGGCAACCUGGACAAUACCCCUGCAUCAACAUCCUAUUAUAGUUGAGCAUCUCAUUCUUUGACUCGUCCUUCGUUUUCUCCCCACUAACAUCUCAGCAGUCCUCUUAGUCCAUUUCUCCCAGAUACCUUCCUGCCUUCUUCUCCCCUCUCCAUUAGGUACAAGGAUACUUCUUUGUCCAAUUCUGCAAUUUUCUACAUGCAACUCCUCUCUUAAAAUCAUCCUGCUACACGGAGAGAACCAGUACCCGAAAACAGAUCAGGGAAGCAGUAAGUAGCAGCAAUGUUACUGCUGAUACACAUAAAUGUUUUUGACCAGAAUACUCUAUUUAUUAGCUAGAUUCACUUUCAUCUUUAAGUCCUUAUUCAUGUGUUUCCUCUCUCUCUUAAGGUUUUUCUUUUCAGCAAAAAAUGGUUCUUUGAGACAGAAACAGUUAUACUCCAGGUAUCCAUCCAGCACCUUGCACACUGCAGCCUGGCCUUCUCGCACGUCCAAAAGAGCGAUCUUGCCAGAGAAAGGCCUCACUCACCUCCUUGGCAGGGCCGUUUCUGCUGCUCAGAAACCCCAGCUGUUCCCCUCUGCCAUUGUAAAAUCCAGUGAAAUUCUAUUCUUGGCUGUUCAAGAUAGGGAUAUUCUCUGAGAAACCCUAAGACUUUCUGCAUCUCAUCAUAUUUCCAAAAGUAUUCUCUCAGCAUCCCAUAUGCUGAGUCCUUUUGAGCUUCUGAUCCCUUAGUUGCGUGGUCUAAACCCAGGAAACCAUGAAAUCAGCAGCCAGCUAGUUUUGUGUCACCCUCACCCCAGGCUUUAGGUGCCUGCGGCACCAUACAACACAAUAGAGCUUAUAAGGAGAAAAUCUACAAGUGAUCUGUCCAGGACAGAUGAUUCUCAGCAACUACGUAGAAAAGCUUCUGUGAAGUGUUAAAUAGGAUGAACUUGAUUUAUUCUUGGAAAAAGUUAGAGUGCAAAUUCUUAACUGUCCCAAGACAGUUACAGAAAUUCAGAAAUCUUUUUGCUUCUAUAAUGAGAUGAUGUAGCAUUCUUCUGAGGGCAUAACACAGUCCCGAUAGGUUCAUAGAGCAGAUUUCCACAAAAUUUAUUCUUGGGUCAUCAUGACAAUGCCUGACGCACUGAAUCGUGGUAAAAAUGAGUUGUGGGAGAGAGGAGUGGUGCAUGAGGUAUUUGGCAUAUAAUAAGAGUCCCAUGGGAUGUAUAUACACACACAGACAUGCAUAUAUAUGUAUAUUCAGUUCAAGUCCUAGGAAUCCCUAGAGCAAUAAUGAGCUUUUUCUAUCACAAGGCACAUAAUUUGUGUCCGCUUUACACUGAUAAAUUUCACAACCAAAAAAAACUGCCUGCUACAGCUCAAUAACAGCUUUUACUCUUGUCCCAUUAUCCAUAGCACAAACAACUAUUUAUUUUAGUCCAUUUAGAUCAAGAUUUCAUACCUCAUUUCACAAACUCACUUCUAGCACAUUAGCAUAUUGUAUAUAGUAUAAAGUAACAUUCCUGGCAUUACUUGUUUUAAAGUAGUGCAAGCAUAUUAACCCAUACACCUACCCCAGUGGAAAUUUUCUUUUUUCCCUGCUCAGUGCUGAUAACGUUUCUGCAACAGCGACAAGCAAGUUUAAAAGAAACACAUGGGGCCGAUUGUAACCCCAGCGUCAAUCACAGGUUCCUCCACAGAAGCCAAUGGCACAAAGUCAGGGUAUAGCUAGUUAAGUGAGAUAGAGGUGCAGCUCAAAGGAGAAUAUGUCAAGUAGCCUGAACCCAAGGUAGCUUGUCAUAUUUUUCCAAAACUAAAUAUGGACAGAAGUGUUCCCAGAAAAUCACCAUGUUCAUUGAAUUAGAAAAUGCUCUUAGUGUAAAUCAUUUCUGGAGAUGUGAAAAUGCAUAUACAUCAGUGUUUUCAAUUGAACAAGUACAUGAUGAAAUCUGUCCAUGUGAACAAGUGACCUUACAGUCACUUUUUGUUUUCAGUUUAUGGUCAAACCAAAAACCAUUUUUGUUUGGGUGGAUGUGAAACUAAAACACUUAAGAAAAAAUCCAAGCUGAGGAAGAAGGGUCAGAUAGGCAGCUCCUGCUAAAUGAGCUAAUAACAACUGAUUUGAGAUUCUGACCCUUGUGCCUCUUAGGAGGGGGGAAAAAGGACACUUCUCACAACAAACUUAAAAGAUUUUUUUAAUAUGAAAUCUGAUUUUUUUUUUUAAAGGAAUUCUCCUCUUCCUUCUCUUUUUAAUCCCCACAAAAACUAACACUAAAUGUAACCCAAAUUCUUAAGAAGGUUCACUUACCUUUUCCUUUCCCCUUGCUCAUAAAUCAAGUUUUGGUAAAUAAACAUCAACUCACUCUCUCCCUAUAAAGACAUUUAAAUCACUUAGCUACAAAUGACUGCAGCUCCAGUCUUGUCAACAUAUACUUGUGCUAUACUUAACAUUAAGCAUGCAGCUAUAGGGAUGUCAUUGUAAAGAGAAGUGUGGGUCAGUUCUCCUAUUUGGUGUAUGUGAGGACUAAACUCUUCAUUGCUCCAGCUGAAAGUGGAUAAAGCAUCUUUUAUCUGUGUUUACCCUCAACUACACCAUUACAGGAGUAACCUUCCAAACGAAGAAGGGCUCAUCCGUCCCCUGCUCAGCACACACAUGUUGGCAGGAUUAGAGUCUGGAGGUGGAAAGCAAAAGGGCAGGCUCCUGAGCAAAACAUGUCCCAAACAGUAAAGAGAAAGUUAAGCUGUUGAGAUUAUUUUGGACAUAUUCGGGGAAUACUGGGUCGAGCAGAUGCCCAGCAUGAAGGGACACUACGGGGCUCCACAGAAUUGCCAGCACAGACCAGAUUAAGGGAUUCUUUUGUGAUUUUCUGUAGUAUUCUCACCAACAGAGUCAAAUCGCAUUCUGAAGGAACUUCAUUUUUCAACUCUGUAUGGUCUAACUGACCAUUCUGUGCUUCAUUUUAUUAAUCUCCUGAGUGGCCCAUCAUUUCAGAUGAGAAAUGAGGAGAAAAUUCAUUCUUUAGAAGAAUCAGACAGUGUCAAGAAUUUUUGCCCAGAUAUGGGUAUUAGACAGCAGUAUAGCAUUUUGCUAUUGUUAUGUAUUUUCAUAUAAGUGAUUGUAUAUUGUCUUGUGCUUCUGUACUGAUGUGCAUCUUUACCAGUAGAACUGAGUUAGCUUCUUGUUUCCAAGUUUUAUGAUAAUAAAAAUGUAAGUUAACUAAUGCGAGGACUUCUGAUGCUGGUCCCCUUCUGAAAGCACUAACCAAAUCACACCAUUAAGGGUAUUCAUCUAACACAACCAGACAAGGUUAACGUUUAAGAAACCUAUUUUGUUGUGUGCUAAUGUGUAGAUGACCAUUACUUCAUGCGCAGUUGAAAACAAAAGCAGUCACCCCACCAGAGUGAUUCAGACUCACAUUCAGACUUUCUUCCUUGCCUUGGGGAUUUUAGAGGCUUGUGUUUCAAAAGAUAAAGUAAGGACUGAUAACUUUUUCCCCUCGCCUCCAGUCCUUUCUGCUUUGCAGCAUGGAGAAUAGCUGGUUCCUUACCCCACCCUUGUUAUUUCUUAGCCUGUUUUGAAAAAGCAGCUCCCAUGGAAAAGCAGUGCUCAUCAGAAACUGCAUCCCAGUCAUCUUCAGUCGCCUGAGGCAGGGAUGGAUACACCCCUGUCAGCACAUGUGAACCAGGCCAUUCAAGCCACACCUUUGGACACUGUCCCCUGGCCAAAAAGCCAUGUUUGCCCUAUCUACAGCCUUACAGAAAAGUACUCUGGCAGCUGAGAGCUUGUUACCAGGUACAACCAGACUAGGAAAUUUUGGCCAAAUGAAGGCAGAGCCUCCUCUGAAGGCAGCAGAACUCUGGGCACCCUUAGUCCCAUUCCAGCUUGAGUUUUGCUUUCCUUAGGCUUUCAGCAGAACAGCAUCCAUUAGAUUUGUAUUUCUUAUCCCAAGUAACGUUAACUUCGCCUCAGAAAAUCCUCUAGCUCCAAGAAUGCAAAAACUUCCUUUCCAUUAGCAAACUUGAGAAACAUUCUCCCAGAAGGCAUAUUAUUUUAAGAUUUUCACAAUUUGUCAUUUUUCUGGCUUUAAACUAAGGGUGUAAUUCUGAAAUUGCUUCAGAAGAUUUCUGAAUAAGGACUCUAUGCUCUGGCUGAAAGAAGGAUUUUUUUUUUUUGCUUGGGAAUUGUAACAGAGGAAUUUUGUUUGCUCUGGCUUUCAUCCACACACUGUCAUCACAUACUUGAUGUUUUGCUGGGUUGUGGGUGGCAGCAUCAGUAGAACAGCCAAGAGUUAGAGUGUAGGAAUUAGACCACUUUCUUCUAUAACACAGCUAAAAGAGGCUUGUUAAUCCAAUAGCUACCUCAAGUUAAAAAAUAGCAAAGGUAAUUUUUUUUUUUUAAUUCUCUGCUUUAACUUGAGCCAAACAAGCUGAAACCCCUUGUUUUAUUGCUAUGUUUCUCUCCCUUACCUAUAUGGAAUAAUAACCUGAAUGAACAUAUUUGUAGUCUAAAUACAUUGACACACAUAGUCCCUGCAUGUGACCACUGGAUUUCAUUUUGCCCAUCUUUAACCACACAAAAGUUAGGUGUCUAACCUAAUAAAUUUCUAGAGGCUCCCUCUGUAGGGAGUAGAGAAAGAUGAACAUUUCCAAAAGGCUACAUGUUUUAGGGAAGGUGGGGAUAACUGAGAUGCUACUCCUCCAGAGCUACACAGGAACAGAAGAAGGCUAGAUAGACAAUAUUUUGCUAGCUAAAUGCCUGUAAGAUAACUGCAGCAUUCAGCCAAAAGACAUCUAUCUUUGACAGUUACUGACCAGCACUGCACUCACUUUCUGAGGAGGUUUGAUAAAGUUACCCAGCUCCUGUCUGGGCAGAAUAUCCAUACUGCUUAGUAUUAAUACAUAUACACUCACCAUUAUGUAUCUUGAGAGAAGGUAUAUCCUUAGAUUCAUACAGAGAAGUUGUUUUGCCAUGGAAUUCACCCCACAGAACAGACUACCCACACCCACUUAGUUUUCUCAUCUCUGAUCUGUUGGCCAAGAUGCUCAAUCACAGCUGGAUCUGUUGCCUCCCCGGGCUGUUCUUGCAGGAAGACCCCCUUUCCAAGAGCUGGAGACAAGGCCAGUGCCAUAGUUAAUAUGUCCACUUUUUACAGGAGAGCAUCGAGUUCCCUCUGGUAGGGAAUGGAGGUUUUGUCUCCUUAGUCUAACCAUCUUGCAGGAUGGAGCACAAAUUAAGAUGAAUUGGAAUGAUGUGCACUCCUGGGAAGGUGUGGACUACAAGAACUCCAGCUCUUGAACAGGCAGCUGAAUGAGGGACACCUUCUAAAACACUCAGCAUCUGUCUGAUAGAAUUUCAAAGGAAAUUCUGACUCCAUUGCUUGGUUUCUUUUGAAGACCUGGCACCAAAGCUAGUUAUGAAUCUCUUAGAAAGUACAAGUAGGAGCCAAGUUUGUCAAUGGUGAUAGUUUCAAAUUCAUUGUCUCGUAAACAUUACUGAAGUCCUGUAGAAUACCGUGAAAGACAUUGCCUACAAAGUUGUAUCUCCUUUUAUUACGCACUGUAAGUCAGGAGCAUUUGAUCUUUUUGCUGAAUUAUGAACUAGACUAGCUUUCCAGAUGCUCUUAUUUUUACACAAAUCAAGUUAUGUUUUUUCAUUGAUUGUAAAGUUUUAUAUUAAAACAUCAGGAAGGCCACUGAAAGUGUUUGCUGCAUAUUUAUUGACACUGUAUGUAUAGUUGUCUUAAUGUAAUGUAAAAAAUUGUAAAAAUCAUGAUAGAGAAUGAACUUUAGAUUUAUUGUAUAGCCAUUUCUUUUAGCAGAUGGCUUUGAUGCCUUCUGACAAUGAAGUUUUUAAACAGUUCUUAAUCUGCUUUGUCUCAA
Molecule: messenger RNA, 8986 nt
Organism: Struthio camelus australis
Lineage: Eukaryota; Metazoa; Chordata; Aves; Struthioniformes; Struthionidae
Gene: TNFSF15
Product: TNF superfamily member 15
Biological process (GO): immune response
Cellular component (GO): membrane
Molecular function (GO): tumor necrosis factor receptor binding
Source: RefSeq, a predicted model, not a curated record